This is a messenger RNA of Lolium perenne, 4038 nucleotides long. RefSeq lists its product as uncharacterized. Gene Ontology annotation, molecular function: protein kinase activity; protein binding; ATP binding. The record is from RefSeq and is a predicted model, not a curated record. Gene Ontology annotation, biological process: protein phosphorylation. Lineage: Eukaryota; Viridiplantae; Streptophyta; Magnoliopsida; Poales; Poaceae.
AAACGACAGUCUCUACAAUAUUUUAAUCUCAUCUGAUGUUGGUUCCAUCCAUAUCCUUCUUGGCUUCUUCAGUUCUUCCCCAUCAUCAAGAGGGUGGCCAAGCUGCUCACUCCAUUAUUUCUGGCUAUUUCUCUCCGGCCGGGCAAACAAGUUGGCUUCAUCUGCAUACAUCGCGUGCUCUGCUGCUCUCCAACUGCCGUAGCAUGGAGAACAAGGGACAUGAUGAACCAUCCAAACUACCGUACCAAUUUCUAAAGCAGAUCACAAAUGAUUUUCAUAAGAAUCGAAUACUUGGGAGUGGUGGAUUCGGAACAGUUUACAAGGGUGUCCUUGAGAACGGUGGAGAGAUUGCCGUGAAGGUACUACAUAACUUUUCAGGAUUGGAUGACACAGAAUUUCACAAAGAGUUCGACAAUCUAAGGGGCCUCAAGCAUCCAAAUAUUGUGGAGUUAGUGGGCUUCUGCAAUGAAUCGGAGGAAGAACUUGUGGUGUUCGAAGGGAAACACGUUACUGCUGAGCGUUUGCGUAUGGCGCUCUGCUUUGAGUAUGUACAUAAUGGUAGCCUAAGCAAGCAUAUUUCUGAUGAAUGUAUGGGAUUUACCUGGCAUACACGUUACAGAAUAAUCAAAGGGAUUUGUAAUGGCUUAAAAUAUCUCCACGAGGGAGUGCAGUCCCCAAUAAUGCAUUUCGACUUAAAACCCGAUAAUAUACUGUUAGAUAAGAAUAUGAUGCCGAAAAUUGCAGAUUUCGGUUUAUCAAAGCUCUUUGGUGAAGAAAACACAAAUCAGAUGAUAAGUUCCGUAGGUACAUGCGGAUAUUGGCCACCAGAGUAUAUAAAGCAUCAAAUAGUAUCAAGAGAGUUUGACAUAUUCAGUUUGGGUGUUAUCAUAGUAAAGAUAAUGACCGGAUAUGGAGGCUACAAUUCAAUUGUUGAGAUGACAACCCGGAAGUUUGUUCAGCUUGUACAUGAAAGUUGGAGAAAAAGGUUAUGGGAAACACUGAAUCAGAAUCCAAUAUUUGAGGUACAUGAAAGUUGGAGAAAAAGGUUGUGCGAAACGAAUCACAUUUCAAUCGAAGUAUACUGCAACCAGGUGAAAAUAUGCAUUGAGAUAGCAUUAGAUUGCUUGAAGACAAACCGACAAGAAAGGCCUACUAUAAAUGAUAUCAUUUCAAGUUUGAAUGAGACUGAAACAAUAAUUGGUGAACGAGGGAUGCAAAAUGAACAGUUAUAUCAAGACAACAUAGAGUACACCCUUCCUUCUGAGGUCAACAACAUCAACAUCCGCGCACCUUCUUCAGAUCACCGUGUACCCAAGUUUAAGCCUGUGGAGCCUCAGGCUAUGCCGUUCAACAGACUGCAAAGCCUCACUAAUGAUUUCUCUUACAAGCGAUUACUUGGUCAACGGCCGUUCGGAAAUGUUUACAAGGGAGUCUACGGGAAUGGACAACUCAUUGCUGUAAGGAUGGUGCGUGUCUUACGAAGAUUUAAGCACACUGACAUGCGAGAACUUGUAACACUCAUGAAUGUCCAUCAUCAGAAUAUCGUACAAUUAGUUGGCUACAGCUUGGAAAGAAAAGAAUGUGUUGUGCCAUUCGGGGGAAGAUAUUUAUAUUGUCAGCGCAUGCAUAUGGCGAUGUGCUUCGAGUAUUUUUCAAAUGGAUCCCUUGAUCAGUACAUUUCAGAAAUAAGUUGUGGACUUGAUUGGCAGACACGGUAUGGAAUAUUUAAAGGCAUAUGUGAGGGUUUAAAACACCUCCAUGAGGGAUUGAAAAAUCCUAUCAUCCACACGAAUCUAAAACUUAGAAAUAUAUUGCUGGAUGAGAACAUGAUACCAAAAAUAGGCGAUUUCGGUAUCCCAAGAUUCCUUAAUGAAGAAAAGGGCAGGAGCACAGACGAUCUACACCCACAGGGUUUGACAACAAAUAAGUAUGGAUACAUGCCUCCAGAAUUCGUUCAAAGACAGGUAGUCACGAAAAAGUUUGACAUAUACAGCCUGGGUGUUAUAGCCAUAGAACUGAUGACUGGGACCAGAUUGGGGUUUCUUGAUAUGAACCUUCAUCAUAUUUCUUCUAUGCAGUUUAUCGAGGAGGCACAUGAAGAAUGGAGGGAGAGGCUACAGAAAACAGUGCAUGUCACGUCAGUUGAAGGUUAUUGCCAACAAGUUAAGAAAUGCUUGGAGAUAGGGUUGAGUUGUGUGGAGCAUGAAAUAUACAGGAGACCUGCCAUCACCAAUAUCCUUAAUAUGAUCAAUGAGACAGAAACCUUGAUUAACUGCGAGUUGCUUGACGUCCACCCCAUGGAGCUCUGCUUCCUCCCAUUCAUGUCGUUCGAAUCAAACAAGAAAGCCAUGAUCUCCUGCACACUGGAGCUUAACAAUAGGGGAGACGAUCAAGUCGCAUUCAUGCUUGUGGCUAACAGGCCCAAGAGGUACUUGACAAAGAAGCCACUCUGUGGCAUUGUGCCACCAAGGUGCACCUACACCCUCACUCUCACAAUGAUGCCCAAUAAGAUCAUGCAGCCACCGCCGCUGUUGGACUGCAGCGACUUCUUCACACUGUAUAGCGUCAUGGUGGGACAAUACGACCUUAGGGAUGUUGAGAAAGAUUCCGUCUUGGUCCAGUACAGAAACUUCUUUAAGAAAGCCAAAGAGAAGGCGACACGCGAUGAGGUGCAAGAGGUAACGUUGAAGGUUCGUUGUUAUCAACUAGAUGAUCAUGGGCCUCCACAAAAAAAACAAAGAAGACAAGCUGAUCAUGUCACAUCUUCUGUGGCAAUUAGAAGUCUGCAGAUUAUAGGAAUGCCCCAUGCUCAGCAAGUUUUAUUCAUAGAUGUGCAUCCAACGGAGCCAUGGAUCAUGACAACUAAUCAUGUUGGGAGCCUUCGUCUUUGGAACUACUACAAGAACACGCUGGAGAUGAUGAACACCUUUCAGUUAGUGGCAUAUGAACCAGUUCAUGCAGCUAAAUUUAUUGUACGAGAGAAAUGGCUCGUUGCCGGUGAUAGAAAUGGGGACAUCCAUGUGUACAGUUACGAACAAGACACAUAUUUUAAGAGCUUUGAUGCUCAUAAUAGUUGUAUCACAACAUUGGCUGUGCAUCCGACAGAUUCAUUUGUGCUAUCAUCAUCUGAUGACGAUGAUCACAUGAUUAAGCUUUGGGACUGGAAUAAGGACUGGAAAUGCACCCGAACAUUUCAGGGGCACACUGACAGAGUGACACAGGUAACGUAUAACCCAAAGGACAAGGACAGUUUCGCUAGUGCUUCCUGGGAUGGCACGGUCAAGAUCUGGAGUAUUUCUUCUGAUGACCCUGGUAACGUCAUUACUUUGAAAUUAGAGGGGAGUGUUGAAAGCCUGCUCUGUGUUGAUUACUUCACACGACGUGAUCAGCAGCAUCUGAUCGUAGGCUGCAAGGAUAGGACUGCACAGAUCUGGAAAGCGGGGAUGAAAAUAUGUGUUGAUAAGCUAGAAGGCCAUGCCGAUCAUAUCAGUACCGUCAAUUUGCAUCCGGAGUUUCCAGUGCUAAUUACAGGUUCACUUGACGGGACCAUACGCAUAUGGAACUCUACUACCUACAAGCUUGAGAACAUAAUUGAUUUCAACCUUGGUGCAGUUUAUGAUGUGGGAUGUAUAGAGGGCUCAAGAAGGAUCGUGGUUGGGUGUCACCAAGGAAUAGCAAUGAUGAAACUUUCUUCGCCUUGAAGAUAAUGGUGGUACCUGAGGAACAGAACAAGAAAAAUAAGCCAGGCCAAAUUUAGUGAGCUCUGGUUGUUAAAAGCCAUCUAAAAUUAUAUAUAUAUAUAUAUAUGUAUAUGUAUAUAUAUAUAUAUAUAUAUAUAUAUAUAUUAGAAAUGAUCUAAUUGUACUCGCUGAAGAUAAUGGUGAUACCAGAGGAACAAAACAAGAAAAUAAGCCAGGACAAAUUUAGUGCCAAAAGAGCAUGGGCUCCUUGCAUUGUGGCCGUACGAUGAGGUAUCAAGAUUGUGCAACUGAUUGGUCUGUAUUGUCGGCUUUGACCUGUUAUCGUAGAUAUAUUUUG